This is a messenger RNA of Nilaparvata lugens (brown planthopper), 1918 nucleotides long. Its product is annotated as neuronal acetylcholine receptor subunit alpha-7. NCBI's taxonomy places the organism in Eukaryota, Metazoa, Arthropoda, Insecta, Hemiptera, Delphacidae. Gene Ontology annotation, molecular function: acetylcholine-gated monoatomic cation-selective channel activity; transmembrane signaling receptor activity. Gene Ontology annotation, cellular component: synapse; neuron projection; postsynaptic membrane. The transcript has 11 exons. Gene Ontology annotation, biological process: signal transduction; regulation of membrane potential; chemical synaptic transmission. Bases 58 to 1755 code for a protein of 565 amino acids. The record is from RefSeq and is a predicted model, not a curated record.
GGGACAUCCCAAAGAUCCGGGUCAACAUGCACCCGGCAAGCUUAUGAGCCAGCCGUCAUGGAGGCAGUGUACAGCCUCAUUGUGUUAGUCGCUUGCAUAGCUUCUCUACCACACGAAUCUCUGCAAGGCCCCCAUGAAAAACGUCUUUUACACAACCUUCUGGAUCAUUACAACGUUCUGGAACGUCCGGUUGCCAACGAAUCCGAUCCUCUCCAGCUAAGCUUCGGAUUAACGCUCAUGCAGAUCAUCGAUGUGGACGAGAAGAAUCAGCUACUAAUUACAAACAUUUGGCUAAAACUGGAAUGGAACGACGUCAACUUGAGAUGGAAUUCUACAGAGUACGGCGGAGUGAAAGAUCUCAGAAUUCCACCUCACCGGAUAUGGAAGCCCGAUGUCCUCAUGUACAACAGUGCUGAUGAAGGGUUCGACGGGACUUACCCGACCAACGUUGUGGUCAGGAAUAACGGCAGCUGCCUGUAUGUGCCGCCGGGUAUCUUCAAGAGCACAUGCAAGAUAGACAUUACGUGGUUCCCCUUUGAUGACCAGCGCUGUGAAAUGAAGUUCGGUAGCUGGACCUAUGACGGCUUCCAGCUCGAUCUCCAACUCCAAGACGAAGGCGGUGGAGAUAUUAGUAGUUUCAUAACGAAUGGAGAGUGGGAUCUUUUAGGUGUUCCAGGGAAACGGAACGAAAUUUACUACAAUUGCUGCCCCGAACCUUAUAUAGAUAUCACGUUUAUCAUAAUCAUACGGAGGCGGACACUCUACUACUUUUUCAACCUUAUCGUACCCUGCGUGCUGAUCGCCUCCAUGGCGGUGCUAGGAUUUACUCUACCACCUGACUCGGGCGAAAAACUCUCCUUAGGCGUCCCAGGGCGUCGCAGCAUGCGCUACUACAGCUGUUGUCCUGAUGACCCCUACGUCGACGUCACCUUCCAGAUUCUCAUUCGACGCCGGACUCUCUUCUACAUGGUCAACCUCAUUGUUCCUUGCGUCAUGAUCUCAUCCAUGACUCUGCUUGGAUUCACUCUGCCUUUUGAGUGUGGAGAAAAACUCACACUAGGAGUCACAAUCCUACUAUCUCUCUCUGUCUUUUCACUCAUGAUUGCUGAUGCAUUACCGCAGACUUCAGAAGCUAUCCCUUUACUAGGCACAUACUUCAAUUGCAUAAUGUUCAUGGUGGCUUCAUCGGUCGUGUCAACUAUAUUGAUUCUCAACUAUCAUCAUAGAAACGCUGACACUCAUGAAAUGUCACCUUGGAUCAAAUCGGUGUUCCUGCACUGGAUGCCGUGCCUGCUGCGCAUGUCGCGGCCGGCGGGCGGAGGCGGGAACGGGGGCGGCGAGGCGACAUCGGACAGUCGCAAGUCGCUGCAGAUGCGGGAGCUGGACGCCUCGCUCAAGGACCGCUCCAGCAAGUCACUCCUGGCCAACGUGCUAGACAUCGACGAUGACUUCCGACACGGAGGCGGCGGGGGCGGCACUCUCCAGUCCAGCAGUCACAGCUUCCUGCGAGGCCACGAGGACGGAUCAGUCCUGCACUCCUGUCUCGGGCCGCAUCGAGAACUCACGCUCAUCCUCAAGGAGCUGCGGGUCAUCACCGACAAACUGCGCAAGGAAGACGAGGCCUCCGAGGUCACCAACGACUGGAAGUUCGCCGCCAUGGUUGUCGACAGACUCUGCCUAAUCGUGUUCACGCUCUUCACGGUCAUCGCCACCAUCGCCGUGCUCUGUUCCGCGCCUCACAUCAUCGUCACGUAACUCAUGUCCCCCGCCUACCCCUCCACCAUCCUCUCGCUCUCGUUGACUCGGCUCCACACGCUUGCAUCAUAGCACAAGCUUCCGCUAUCAAAUAGCCUACAAUAACAAAGGUGCAAUUCACCAACCACACAUCUUCAAAACUCACAAUCGUACUAUAGCACAA